Messenger RNA from Eublepharis macularius, 2137 nucleotides. It is a transcript of the gene SNX12, whose product is annotated as sorting nexin 12. Gene Ontology annotation, molecular function: phosphatidylinositol-3-phosphate binding. NCBI's taxonomy places the organism in Eukaryota, Metazoa, Chordata, Lepidosauria, Squamata, Eublepharidae. The record is from RefSeq and is a predicted model, not a curated record. Gene Ontology annotation, cellular component: early endosome membrane; retromer complex. Gene Ontology annotation, biological process: endocytic recycling; late endosome to Golgi transport. Bases 102 to 590 code for a protein of 162 amino acids. The transcript has 4 exons.
UGUAUUGCGGCGCCGCGGCGCUGGGGGAGACGAGAGUGGCGGUUCCGCUGAGGCGGUUCUGAGCGUGAGAGACCCUCAUCGUCCCUCUCGCAGCGCCCGCGAUGUCUGAAGCGGCGGUGGCCGACACGCGGCGCCUCAACUCGAAGCCGCAGGACUUGACGGAUGCCUACGGGCCGCCCAGCAACUUCCUAGAGAUCGACAUCUUCAACCCGCAAACCGUGGGCGUCGGUCGGGCCCGCUACACCAGCUAUGAGCUCCGCAUGAGAACAAAUCUGCCCAUUUUCAAACUGAAAGAGUCCUGCGUGAGGAGACGAUAUAGCGACUUUGAGUGGCUGAAAAAUGAACUGGAGCGAGACAGUAAGAUUGUAGUGCCUCCACUGCCUGGCAAAGCCUUGAAACGCCAACUUCCUUUCAGAGGAGAUGAGGGCAUCUUUGAAGAAUCUUUCAUAGAAGAAAGAAGACAGGGCUUAGAACAAUUCAUAAACAAAAUCGCUGGACACCCAUUGGCACAGAAUGAGCGAUGCUUACACAUGUUCCUGCAAGAAGAGACCAUCGAUAGGAAUUACGUCCCAGGGAAAGUUCGCCAGUAGGGGAGCCUGGCAUUCUCCAUUUCUCUCUCUCUCUUCCCCCUGCAAAAAUGACAUUUAUUUUUACAAUGUCCCUUCUGAACCAGCUUUUUCUCUUUGAACCGCCCCACUAGUCCAGUGUUGCCUGCCAUGCUGUCCCAUUCCACCCCCUUAUCAGGCAGCAGUGUUUGGUUCUGUUGGUCUUUGGUCUCUGCAUUAAAGAUGAGAAUCUGCACCUAUUGUUUGUUGAAAUUGAGCCAAGAACUAGUGUAAGGUAUUGCAGCAAGCAUCAGAUGUGCAAAGAUGGGGAGAGUUCUGAAGCCUAGACAUCUGUUCCCCUCUCAAUGCCGCCACAGACCUCUGUUGGUGAGUAAAUGAUCCUGGAGCUCCUCCCCUUGCUGUUGUGGAUGUUUCUGUGGCUGUUCCUAUGCCCUUAUGGUUAACAUUCAUCCCAGACUUAAGCCUGGCACUGGAAAGCAACAGGUGUUUUCCUUGUCUGCUAGGCUGAUACUGCAGGCCAGAUGCACCUUGACGGCUUCCUUGUUCAGCAAAAAGGGCUCUUCUGAGGGUCCUCUCUCCAUGUUACAGUAUGUUUGGAGUUUUUAGCUGCUAAUCCUGCUCCUAAGAAUAUCUUUAGCUUUGCAUCUCCAAAGUCAAGGAGGGAUUAUUUUUUUUUUAAAUCCAGGGUUUGAAGCGCCUCAUUGAAAGCCUCUGGUUCCCAUAGCAGGGAGACACUCCACCCCAGGCUGUGAUUUGCUUGAUGCCAGAAUCUUGUUCAGGUCUGGGUAAAUAAGGUUGUUGGUUUCUUGUGAAAUUUGACUUUAAUGCCUGCAGAGCAGUGUUUCUCCAAGGAUUGCCAAGUGAGAGGCAUAGUAAGCAGCCAAAGCUAAAGUAUGUUCAACAUAUGGAUUCUGUGGCUGAUAGAUGUCUUCAGUUACACUUGUUUGCCUCCAUCUGUGGCUACAAUGUACAUGUAACUAUUUAUUAUUCAUUAGCAAUGUAUAUUAGAAGGUCUUGCACUUACUGUUCAGGUCAUCUAAGGAACCUCUUCACCUGAUUUGAAGAAACAGGCAUCCUUAAUCCUAGAUUUUGUGGAUGUGCGGGUUACAGACUUCAGAAGUUGUAUAUCUCAUGUCUUGGGAUGGGAGAAACAACAUCAGAGGGCAGAAGGAACCUCUGUAAAAACUCUAUGCCGGAGGGGGAGGGGCGAGAGACAGGAGUAAUUCACUACCUAAUGUGUGAGGCUAAUGAAAAGCAGAAAAUAUAUCUCCUCUGGGCUGCCACUGAAAACACUAGGAAAAAACAGCACUAGGCAGUCCUGUCUGUUGGUGGAGAGGUGCUAACUGGUGUGGAACCUUAUUUUUCUGUUUGAAGCAGCCUGCUGCUUCCUCCUGGAUCAGCAUUAGCUAAGGGUUUUUCAAACCCUUCAUCAGUGCACAAGGCUGAAGAUCAGAGGCUGUUACUGCUGUGCAUACAUUCUGAUGUGGGGCUUAUAAUUCAGCAAACUGUCUUUGGUUUACUGUCUAAUGUAAUGUCCAAGAUUUGUUCAUAUUAAACCACUGUGAAGCCAA